Messenger RNA from Colletotrichum truncatum, 1032 nucleotides. Its product is annotated as mitochondrial 37S ribosomal protein mS38. The record is from RefSeq and is a predicted model, not a curated record. Lineage: Eukaryota; Fungi; Ascomycota; Sordariomycetes; Glomerellales; Glomerellaceae.
AUGUUGCCCUCAUCGGUGCGGCGCGUGGUCGCCUCGACGCCUCAGUCCCCUAUCGUUGCCUCCCUCAGCGCAUCCGCUCCGAGAGCGGCUGUUGCAACCUUUACCCUGCAGCAGGUCCAAAGACCCGGUGGACACCAGAGACGAUGGUCCUCGUCCAGUCCCUCGAGUCCCAAUAACAACGGCUCCAAGGAGACGCCUGGCCAGAACGUCCAUGCCUCGACCUCAUCGAGCUCAAACAACAAGGCCAGCGGCGAGAAGCGGAAACGAAAGAGCAAGGAUAGCGCCGAGAAGGAUGUCGCGCAAAAGUUGCCCAGCGUGCCUAGCACACAACAUCUGUCUCAAGAGGCCUUGGGGUUGUCGACCUUUUUCUCGCUUCACCGGCCGAUAUCUGUGACCCACAGCAUGCCCAAGACUGUGACCGACGAGGCUUUCGCCACCAUUUUCAAGCCCCGAACCAAGGCCAACAAGACCACUGACGUUAUCUCCACGCUAUCACGGACGACUGACGACCUCGAGGGUGCCAUGGCUAAGAUGACCAUCACAAACCAGGAGGCCGAUGCUUCAGGCGAGCCCGUCCAGAAGAUCGAUCUUAAGCAUCCCGAUGGCAGCGAGUCGAGCGUAUACGUCCAGCUAAACGCCAUGGCUGGCCAGUUCAUUCCCUUCCGCCCGCCUCCUCCGCCAGAGCAGAUGGGUGCCGCUGACGCACACGCCGAGUCUGCUAUCGAGGACAUCGUUGAGGAAGUUCCUCAUCACCGUGUCUACAAAGCUAUGUUCACUAUCGAGGAGACCACCGAUGCCGACGGCCAGGUUCAGGUUCUCGCACACAGCCCCAAGAUUAUGCAAGACGAGGCCCCCCGUUCGUUUCUUGAACGGAUGGCCCUGCGUCAAAUGAGGUUUGACGAGGCGCAAGGCCACGAUACCAUGCAGGCCAUUAGCGUCAAGCGUCAGCGCAAGAUUAAGAUGAAGAAGAAGAAGUAUAAGAAGCUGAUGAAGCGCACGCGCAACCUGCGCCGCAAGCUGGACAGAAUAUAA